AUGAUGCUGUUGGUGGAGAAACGUUCGGUUAAUGGUACCGAUAAUGUUGUGUUAGAAAGAGAGGUUGAAGGAGAUGGAAUUUGGACUUGUUCGGCUUGGAAAGAAGGUUACAAAGUGUCAGAUUCCGUCGAAAUAAUAGCUUUAAUAAAACCGGAAGUGGAAAUCUCUGGUGACAAGAACAUUACCCUACUGAAAGGCUCGGCGUACAGCAUCAGCUGUCUGGUAAAAGCUAAGCCGGAGCCAAGGAUCAUAUGGCAUAGGGAAACGGAGACAUUUCUGAACAACACCAUUUCAGUAAUUUCCCCGAACGUCUACAGAAGCGUGCUAGAAAUCGACAGUAAGACAACGAAAGUGGACGGAACAUACUUCUGUUUCGGUGAAAAUGCGGCUGGCAUUCACCAGGAUUCUGUGACUGUCAUUGUUAGGACACCUAUGAGACUGUUGCAUGGAUUUUCAGAUAUUUCAACACAACUCUACUCCGACGUAACCCUGCUAUGCCAGAUAGACUCACACCCACCCGCCCAAAUAAACUGGUACCACAACACCACAGAAUUAAGUACUAAAGAUAACAUACGGAAGUCUAGCGAUAACUCAGUUCUUACUAUUGAAAGGGUUGACUUUGAUGACCUAGGGGUGUAUGUAUGUAAAGCUAGUAAUGAGUAUGAGGACCUGGUUGUGAAUGGGACUUUAAGUGUUCAUGGUUUAGAAACUCCAAAGUUGUCCAAAGAGCCGGUAACUGUGGUGUCGACGAAAGGAAAUUCUACAAUAUUAACAUGUAGCGUAUUAAAAGGAAAUCCAACGCCUACAAUAACUUGGCAAUUCCUACCCGACUCAACUCAAGAGUUUUCUUACGUGCCAAGCAACAUGACAAGCGAUAAUGAGGUUAUGAUAUCAAAUGUGACUCUGGACCACGCCGGCUUGUAUCGAUGCAUUGCGGAAAAUGUACUGGGCAGAGAUUAUUACGACGUGACGCUAGAAGUGCAAUAUCCUCCAGAAAUUGAGUCUGCCGAGAUAGACUCGAAACCUUUAGAAGUCGAAGCUGGACAACCCUUGACCCUAUCUUGUCAGGCCGGGGGAGUGCCUAAACCGUGGGUCACAUGGACGAAGGACCUAAUGCCAAUAGGAUUUACUAAGAAUAUGUAUUUAAACAAGGACUACGAUUUAGUGGUAGAGAAAGUUACGGAAUAUGAUUCCGGAUUGUUUACUUGUAAUGCUACUAGCAUAUUGGGUUCUUCACUGAAAAACUUCACCGUGGUUGUUUAUGUUCCCCCAAUAAUAACUGGUCCCGAAAAGGAGCAAGAACCACAACAAUAUGUAGAAGGGCAGCUAGUGGAACUGCCUUGUCGGGCCACCGGGUUCCCUCGACCGGAAGUGAAGUGGCUGCAGAAUGGAGACGAGGUCAAUGAUGACCGGAAAUACAUUGACGACUUUGGAAUGCGAUUUGUGGCAAAUUUAACGGACUUUGGCGAAUACACAUGUAUCGUUAAGAAUAAAUAUGGAAACACGAGUUAUAGCUACAGCGUUUACAUUUGGGUUCCGCCAUCGAUUGAACCUCCUCUGCAAAUCAAUACGGCUGUCCUCGUAGGCACAAAUAUCAGUCUGAAUUGUGACGCUGUUGGUUUCCCACUGCCGGUCAUAUACUGGGAGUUUGAUGGCACUGUUAUAGACAAAAAUAAUACCAACUUGAGCUUCAACGAUAACGGAACAAUCAAUAUCACAAAUGUGAAUUCAAAACAAGAAGGGUUUUACGCUUGUCUAGCUGAGAACAUAGCCGGAGUAGCAAGAAAGAACUUCUACUUGCAAGUCAACGAGCCACCAAGGAUUUUAGAAGACAACUACACCGGGCCAUACAUAGCGACGGAGAAGGAUCUGUCGCUGAAGAUCACAUGUAAAGCUACAGGCAAGCCCAGGCCGUACAUUUACUGGAUAAAAGAUGACGUGUAUCUUGACAAAGAUAGCAGAUAUGAUGUAGACAUUGACGGAACUUUAACCAUAAAAUCACUGUCUGAGGAUUUAAGCGGGCCUUAUACGUGCUUAGCGAAGAACUCUGUGGGAGCGUUCAACAAAACGGUGCCUGUUGAUAUUUAUAGCCUGCCUUCCAAACUUCAAGCCGAUGCGUCUCAAUCAAGUAUGGCGUUUGUGGAAGGGACCGAUGUUUCUGUAGAAUGCCCAAUUAAGGCUUUGAGGAAUAGCAAAGUCACAUGGUAUAAGGAUGCCAAACUAAUAUCUCACGGGCACCUCACCAUACCCAAAAUAUCUCGUCACAACGAGUCUACAUUCGCCUGCGUAGUGACAACCGCUAUAGGUUCCACUCAUACAAUGUUGCGAGUGCUAGUGGAUUGGCCCCCAAGGUUUAUAAAACAAGAGAAUGAAGAUGUGUCCGUGGUCAGGGGAGAAGACAGGUGGUUGGAGUGUGAAGUUGAUGCUAAACCAAGUGCUAGGAUAAAAUGGAUGGCGAACUCUCGAGUAAUGUUAGGUGAAGACAAACCUCGUUUGAAGCUCAUGGAUCUGCAGUUGCACCAUACUGGAGUAUACAAGUGCAUAGCCAGUAAUAAGCAUGGCACUGUGGUUAGGCAGUUCAAUGUAGAUGUCCUAGUGCCUCCUUUUAUAUCGGAAUUUGACUUGCUGGACGUCCAACUGAAGGAAGGUAUGAAUGCAACUCUACAGUGCAACGCCAAGGGAUCUCCUCAACCAUCUAUUGAAUGGACAUACAGCAACUCAAACUGGAAGCUCCUCAACUCAUCCCUAACCACUACCAACGUAUCCACCACCUCAGAAGGCCAGUUCCGUUGCUCGGCAACCAACAUUGCUGGCGCGGCGCACAUAGUGUACAACGUAGCUGUUGCUGCCCCGCCCGUUAUUGAGGAGGUUGUUCUGUAUAAUGAGGAGGGAGCACUGUUGAAGGUCAUGCAGAAAUUGUGGUUGGCAGCACUGCCCGAUUAUCAUGUAAAGCUUCCGGCCGACCGACUCCCUCAAUACAAUGGAUCAAAAACGGGAAAACACUCGCCGAAAACGCACAAGACAUACAUUACGCUGACUUGGUAUUCGAUAAUGUGAAUGCUAGUAGUUCUGGCGUGUAUUCUUGUGUGGCGAGUAAUGACGGCGGGAUGGAUGAUCGGAGAACCAAGGUAGAUGUGCUAGAACCACCUAAAAUAUUCAAAAGCCUGUUCCAAAACUGGAACUCAACGGAGAUUGAGGCAAAACUGGAAGUGAUAGCCGGACAAGCGUUCAACCUGCACUGUCAUCCGUAUGGAAACCCUAUGCCGGAAGUGUACUGGUUUAAGGAUGGCAUCCCUUUAAGAUUAUUUGACAAAGCAUGGUAUCAACGGACUUCGGAGAAGUGAUCCAAUCCCGAGAGGCAAAACAAGAACAUAGCGGGAACUACAUUUGUGUCGCAAAGAACAGCGUCGGGAAUACCAGCAUCACUUACAUU
Messenger RNA from Leguminivora glycinivorella, 3433 nucleotides. Its product is annotated as hemicentin-1-like. The coding region runs from base 1 to 3057 and encodes 1018 amino acids. The transcript has 22 exons. The record is from RefSeq and is a predicted model, not a curated record. Lineage: Eukaryota; Metazoa; Arthropoda; Insecta; Lepidoptera; Tortricidae.